CGGGACGCGGAGGCACUAGAGGGACAUGGAGGGACCGGCGGGGACACGAGGAGACGAGGACACGGCCCGAGUGUGCGGACGGAGCUGGGCCGGCACGUCCCACGAUCCUGAGCGUUCUCUGGGAUACACCUGGAAGAUGGAAGGGUCUUUUAGCGUCGUGAGCGCUCCAGGGAUAGACUCGGGCCUGUGGAAGUGCUGGGAUUUGUUACUCUCCAAAGGACUGAUACGGAAGAUCUUGGACCUGUCCCAGCUGUGGGAUAGCACCUGAUGGUUCUGGGGGUCUUGGGGUGCUGACACCCCGUUCACAGCUCUGGGGUUUGUGGUGUCCUUGAGGUCAUGUUCCUUCUGAGCCUCUGGUUCCAGGGGGUGAGGGGUGUCCCUGUCCCUCCUGCCCUCCUAUGCUGCUGCUGGAGCAGCUGAGCUGAGAAACAUCCUCAGUCACUCUGUCCAUGCUGUGUCCAGCUGGGGCCAUGGGGCAGAGUGGGGGACAGGGAGUGAAGCUUCCUCUGACCCCCCUGUCUUUGCCUUCUUCCAUGGCAGGGAUUCCAUGGAGAAUCUUCAGGAGCUACUCCUCUGCCAGCACCAAGGAGAAGGAGAACAGAAAUGGCACCUGUGAGAGGACAGAGCUGCUGGAAGUGCUCAAAGCUCGAGCGAAGCAGCUCCAAGGCAGUAACGUCCCGGAGGUGACAGUCGACAAGGUGGAACUGGCUGCAGUGGACAAUGACAAGUACCAGGAGGGUGUGGCCCCUGGCCCCAGGGAGAACCAGCCCAUUCCCAGGGCACGGGGUGAUGGCCUGGCCCGGUCCAGCGCCUGGGCCAAAAAGUUGCAGAAGGAGAUGUACAUCCAGCAGCUGAAGAUGAAGCAGGAAUUGCCUAGUGCUGCCUCCCAGCUGGCUCUGGAGGGCCAGGCCAAGACCAAAGCAAAAUCCAUGAAGAGCCCAGAGAUUCCAAAGAUGAAUGCAGCCACUGCCUGGAACCAGAGCUCUGGCAGCCCCCACAGCAAGCCCAGGGUGGUGGAAGCAAAGGAAGCUGCAGAGCUGAAGAGGCCUCAGAGCAUGCCAAAGGACAAGAGUAACCAACAGGUCCUGCAGCAGACCAUUCAGUCCAACCUGGAGUGCUUCCAGUUCCUGCAGCAGUCAGAGGAGGCCGAGCGGUACCUCCUGCUGUGCCACAGCUCUCCAGUGAAGAAGAAGGUGCUGGACAUCGGUGCCUACAACAUCGUGAUGCGCAUCUGGGCCAGGAAGGGCUGCUUGAACCGCAUCGACCGAUUGUUUUCCGUGCUGGAGUCCACCGGCCUCCGGCCCAACUUGGACUCCUACGCGGUGGCCCUGGUGUGCAUGGGUCGGAACCAAUCUCCUCCCAAAGUCAUCUUGAGAUACCUGCAGCAGCUGAACAGCAGUGGCUUCCAUGUGGAUGAGCUCUUCCAAAAGUGCCUGUUUGAGGAAGAUGAGAAGGAGAUGGUGCUGUGGGCCAUCAGGACUGUUCAGCCCAACUACCAGCUGCCUCCUCCACCCAGCCCCGAGAUCUCUAAGUCUUCUCUGCUCCAAGACUUCUAUUCCAGAGAGACAAUGGUGUCAUACCCCAAGCUGGAUUUCUCCAUGAAGGAGUUGCAGGAGCGCUUCCAGCAGCAGCUGGAGAUGGAGCUGAAGAACACCAUAACCAUCGAGUCAGUGGAGGCAGCCAAGCCCCUGACCCCACAGGCUAUCAAAGCGCGAAAGCUGCUGGGCACCCUCCGCUCCCAGUGGCACGGCGCCAUCCUCCAGGCCCUGCAGAAUUCCAAGCGCAGCAUGGCCAGGCCCAGGAGGCUGUCAAAGUACAACGUCCUCUACCCCUACCUGUGUCUGCUGCCAGAUGAGGAGUAUGUGGACAUCAUGAUGCAGGUCCUCAAUGAUCUGUCUCCACAAGGUGAGUCCCUGGCAGUCCUGGCCAGGGAGCUGGGCUCCAAAGUCUAUGACAGGUACAUCAUCCAGAGGAAGCUGCGCAGCCGCCAGCUGGAGAAGGUGCAGGAGAUUUAUGAGAACUACAUCCAGCUGCUGGCAAAGGACAGCCAGCCUAAACAGUACUUGCCACGGGAGUACUGGGAGAAGCUGGUGGGAGAAGCAGGCUUUGGGCCUUCCCUGAGCUUGAAGAACUGCAGCUGGCCGUGUGUGCUCCUCAUGCGCCUGGGCAUGUACAUGCUGGAGCUCCUGGUGAAGGCUGUCAAGGUGCCCAAGAACAUCCUCAAUCGUCGCCUGGAGUCCAAGCCUAUCCCUGUCCUCUACCACGUCUACUCCUUCUACAGUAACUGGCAGGUUGGGCUGAUAAAGCCCCAUCCUGUCUUCUCUCAGCUUGUGUCAAAUGCUGCAGAGACCAUGCUGACCUUCAACUCCUCUGCCAUGCCCAUGCUGUGCCCCCCGGUGCCCUGGACCUCCCACAGUUUCGGUGCCUUUGUCCUCAACGACACCAAGCUGAUGCGCUUCAUGGAUGAGACCACCCACCACCAGCUGCUUCUGGAGCAGUGUCCCCCCGUGAACCUUCACCCUGUGCUGGAUGCCCUGAACCAGCUGGGCAUCUGUGCCUGGAAGAUCAACCAGCCAGUGCUGGAUAUUAUCAUCUCCAUCUUCAAUGACAAAGGGAAUGAGAAGCUGGACAUCCCACCACCCCUCUCUGAGGCUCCCAAGCCUCCCACUGCUCCCGGCCAUUCCUCCACCUGGAGCAAGUCCCUCAAGCACGAGCUGUUCCUGUGCAAGAAGAAGACUGCAGAGAUGCACAGCCUGCGCAUGGACGCGCUCUACAAGCUCUCCAUCGCCAACUACGUCAGGGACAAGGUGUUCUGGUUCCCUCACAACAUGGACUUCCGUGGCAGGACUUACCCUUGCCCGCCCUAUUUCAACCACCUGGGGAACGAUGUCACCCGGGCCAUCCUGCUGUUCGCAGAGGGGAGGCCGCUGGGGCCCAGGGGACUUGACUGGCUGAAGAUCCACCUCAUCAACCUGACGGGGCUGAAGAAGAAGAACGCCUUGCAGGAGCGGCUGGACUAUGCCAAUGAAAUCAUGGAGGACAUCCUGGACUCGGCUGACCACCCGCUGACGGGCAGGAAGUGGUGGAUGAACACCGAUGAGCCCUGGCAAGCCUUGGCAUGCUGUAUGGAAAUCGCCAAAGCCUCGAGGUCCCCAGAUCCAGCAGCCUACAUCUCUCACUUCCCAGUUCACCAGGAUGGCUCCUGCAAUGGGCUGCAGCACUAUGCAGCGCUUGGCCGGGAUCUCAGCGGCGCUGCCUCCGUCAACCUGGUGCCCUGUGGGCUCCCUCAGGAUGUCUACAGUGCAGUGGCCCAGCAGGUGGAGGAAUUUCGGAGGAAGGAUGCUGAGCAGGGGGUGAAGAUUGCCCAGGUGCUGCAGGGCUUCAUCAGCCGCAAGGUGGUGAAGCAGACGGUGAUGACGGUGGUGUACGGGGUCACUCGCUACGGCGGCCGCCUGCAGAUAGAGAAACGCCUCAAGGAGAUCAACGAGUUCCCUGAGGAGUACUUGUGGGAAGCAUCUCAGUAUCUGGUGAAGCAGGUGUUCAACAGCAUCAAGGAGAUGUUCUCAGCGACUCGAGAUAUCCAGAACUGGCUGACAGAGAGUGCCAAGCUGAUCGCCCAGUCAGGCCGGACAGUGGAGUGGGUGACACCACUGGGGCUCCCCAUCAUCCAGCCCUACUAUCGCUCCAGGUCCACUGUGCUGAAUUGUGGCAUGCAGCGCUUGAGUGUGAAAAACCCCAACAGCAGCCAGAAACCUGACACUGUGAAACAGAAGAAUGCCUUUCCCCCCAACUUCAUCCACUCUCUGGACUCCACACACAUGAUGCUCACAGCACUGCACUGCCUCAGGAAGGGCCUGACCUUCGUCUCAGUCCAUGAUUGCUACUGGACUCACGCGCUCACCGUGGAUGUCAUGAACCAGGUCUGUCGACAGCAGUUUGUGGCUCUGCACAGCGAGAAAAUUCUGCAGGAUCUGUCUGAGUUCAUGCUGGAGAAGUACUGCAGUUCAUCCAGCUCCAGCACAGCGCCCAUAGCCCAUUGGCAGAAGAGACUGAUGGAACAGCUGUCCAAUGUCCCCAGGACAGGUGAAUUCAACCUGAAGCAAGUGAUGGAUUCCACAUAUUUCUUCAGCUGAGCCCCAGCAGUCCUCAGGGCCCUGGGAUAGCUCUGGACCUCCAGCCGUGGUGGGCACUGGCCUGCAAUGAUCUUCUGUCCCACAUCUCAAGGGGAAGGAGUUGCAGCUUCCAGCCCAUCAAGAGCCCUGCCUCACUCUGAAGUGCUGGGCAAACUGGGACUCUGCUGGAGCAGCUGGUGAGGGACAGGGGCUCUCCACUGUUUGCUGUCACUGCCUGUCCCAGCUCAGGGAGAGGGCACAAAGCCCUGCAGAGGGCUGCAGCUCUGGGCUGGGGGCAAAGGGGUGGCAGGAGCCAGGGUGGCUCCCCUCAGCCCACUCCCCAGUGAUCUGAGCACUGUCCUUUGCCUGGCUGUUGCCUGUCCUGGGCUGAUGUCCCUCUGCCAGCAGAGCUCAGACAUGGAGGGGCAGGCAGCUGGCAGCUAACCUGGCCACAGCAGGAGCCCCAGCCCUGCUCUUGGCCACAGGGCAGGUGCUGCUCUGUGCUCUGCUCCAGCUCUGGGCACUGUCCUCACUCUCCAGAGCGCAGCCUCUGCAACUCGACUCAUUUUCAGUCAUGGGUUUUGCUGCUGCUCACUGGGGAUGAGGCAGGGAAAACCACUAACUUGGGGGUCAACAUGUAUAAUAUUGUAAAUAAAAUGUUUUUUGAAAUACAAGA
Parus major (Great Tit) is the source of this 4788-nucleotide messenger RNA. RefSeq names its product RNA polymerase mitochondrial (gene POLRMT). Lineage: Eukaryota; Metazoa; Chordata; Aves; Passeriformes; Paridae. Gene Ontology annotation, molecular function: mitochondrial promoter sequence-specific DNA binding; protein binding; DNA-directed RNA polymerase activity. The record is from RefSeq and is a predicted model, not a curated record. Gene Ontology annotation, biological process: mitochondrial transcription. The transcript has 20 exons. Bases 450 to 4133 code for a protein of 1227 amino acids. Gene Ontology annotation, cellular component: mitochondrial DNA-directed RNA polymerase complex.